UAAAUAAAAAAUGAGCGGAUUAAAAAAAGAGAAGAUCCCCAAAAUGGAAUUACCUAAUGAGCCAAAAUUUGAGGAGGAAGAGAUUAUUGAGUUGGAAGUGGAAAAGGAAAAAGAAAUAAUCAAUAAAGCAAAAUCCCCUACCUCAAAAGUAGCUAAUGGGAAGAUUCAGAAGAAUAAUGGGAUAAAUCCGCGUAUUCUGUGGAAACUUGUGCGCAUCAAGGAAACCCCGCGGAUAGAAAUUAGAAUUUGCAAGAAAUGUGCCAAUGCGCUUUAUAACGAUAAAAAUAAAUUUACUCAGAAGGAAAAUGGGAAUAUUGGAAUUUGCUUUGAGAUUUGCGAAGCAUGCGCGAAAUUGAAUAUACAACUCAAGGACUUUGUUGCUGAAUGGGAUGAGAAGAAUUUGCAGAACUUGAAAAAGUGA
Molecule: messenger RNA, 421 nt
Organism: Meloidogyne enterolobii
Lineage: Eukaryota; Metazoa; Nematoda; Chromadorea; Rhabditida; Meloidogynidae
Source: the annotation of a GenBank genome assembly